Lactuca sativa (garden lettuce) is the source of this 1296-nucleotide messenger RNA. Its product is annotated as F-box/kelch-repeat protein At1g26930. Gene Ontology annotation, cellular component: nucleus. NCBI's taxonomy places the organism in Eukaryota, Viridiplantae, Streptophyta, Magnoliopsida, Asterales, Asteraceae. Gene Ontology annotation, molecular function: protein binding. The record is from RefSeq and is a predicted model, not a curated record.
AUGAUGCAAUCAUUCGUUUCCAAAAACGAUAGCCAAGAAAAACAGCCAUCGGAAAACAACCGUGGUCUAGAACUCACGUUAGGAUAUGGUGGUUUUCCGGUGGUUCCACCUCCACAAGAUGAUGCUAAUAAUUCUAAGAAUGUGGGCCAUGAUGAAUCCAACAAAAACCAUGGUCUAGACCUUGGAUUAGGAACCUUACUUGUUCCCUUAAUCCCACCAUCACAACCGGUUAACCACCUUGCACCCGGUUUAGACACAGCCUCUUUGAUCAACUCCUUAGGCCGAGACAUCUCAAUCACAUGUCUGCUCCGUUGCCCACGAACCACCUAUGGUUCAAUAGCAUCACUAAACCGAAGCUUCCGAGAACUUAUUAGAAGUGGUGAAAUUUAUAAUCUAAGACAAGAUAACAAAGUUAUCGAGUAUUGGGUUUAUUUUUCUUGUCAUUUCGCAAAAUGGGAAGCUUUUGAUCCAUCUACCAAAACAUGGAUGAAACUCCCUGUAAUCGAGUCAGACCAUUGCUUCCAGUACUACGAUAAGGAAUCCGUAGUUGUCGGCACAAAGCUACUACUUCUUGGCAAAGAUAUAAUGGGCCAUGCGACUUACAUAUACAACUUAUUAACAAAUUCAUGGUCGUUAGGGACGAAUAUGAUUGAACCCAGAUGUUUAUUCGGGUCAGCAAGUCUCAAUCAUAUAGCAAUCUUUGCGGGUGGCAUUAAUCAAGCCGAAGAGAUAGUGGACACGGUGGAGGUUUACGAUAGUAGAUCCGGAAAUUGGGAGAUGCUUCCAAGAAUGAUUAAACCAAGAAAAAUGUGUUCGGGGGUUUAUAUGGAUGGGAAGUUUUAUGUUAUCGGAGGGGUAGGGGGUGGAGGGAUAUCUUUGACAUGUGGUGAAGAGUAUGAUUUUGAUUUGAAAAAAUGGACGGAAAUACCUAAUAUGUCUCCGGUGGAUGCAAAUGGUGGUUGGAGUGCACCACCGCUAGUGGCGGUGGUAGAUAAUGAGUUGUAUGCUGGUGAUUGGGGUGAAAUGGAAUUAAAAAAGUAUGAGAAAGAGAGGAAGCAAUGGGAUGUUAUAGGGAGGUUGCCAGAAAGGGCACAUUCGGUGAAUGGGUGGGGGGUGGCGUUUACUGGAUGUGGGAAUCGGAUUAUUAUCAUUGGUGGACCUCGGAAAGACGAUAAUAGUGUUGUGGAAAUAUAUUCUUGGAUUCCGAGUAGAGGGGUGCCGGAGUGGAGCCUUAUUGGUCAGAAAAGAUGGUCAUAUAAUAACUUCGUUUAUAAUUGGGGUGUGAUGGGUUGCUAA